UGUCUCCUCACAUGGUCGCCAUUUUCUGGAAAAUAGCAGAAGUCGCAUUCUAGCCGUGGACAAGAGCGUUGUCUUCGUCUAGUUCCUGCCAUUGUUGGGUGCGAAAUAUCACUGGUGAAUGAGCCGUUGGUGUCGUCAAUGGGGCUUUUCGAGCAGGGAGACAAACGAAAGUACCAACUUUGGUAUGCGUAUUGGUGCCAUGGUCCCGUGAGCGUCUCAGCUGACUUCACUGCAUAUACAUGAGUUCCAACUUGUAGUCCGAAUCGUAGUUGUACUAUGCGUGUAGGGAAGGUCAGGCUCAGGCCUUACGCUUGACCUCUUUAAGAAGUGAGGGGAAAGUGAAGUCUUCCUCAAGCACACUUAUAUCAUCUGUUGGGUCCGGUGGAACAAAGAAGGAGGGUGCAAGGGGUGUUUCAGCAGCGGUCUGACGGCGCUCCACUCCACAUUCCUGGUUUGGUAGACGAAAGACCACCGCUUGGGUAAUUUGGAGCGUCGCCAAUGGACUACGCAUAUGCACGCAGCAGCCAUAGUUGACAAGUUAGGACAUGAUGUUGGAGAUCCCCACAGCCAAAGGCGGUAGCUGGAGAAAUGGCGCGAUCCCACAUUGUGGCGUUCGGGGGAUCUGGCUGCCUGGGCGGCUAAUAUGGGUGGGACCGAGUGCGAUAGAUCAAUCAUGUAUCAACUUCCACAGGGCCAGCGGAUAGCCUAGCCGGGAUAUGAUCUUCAGGACUUCAACACAAGGCUUGGGAGGGCUUGACGGGGUCGAGGGUUGUACAAGGCCGCGCCCAAGAGGGGGCGCCCAGACAAGCGGUCCGCUUGAUUCGACGUCUGUUGCAUCGUUAGCGAGGUAGCAGUCCUGUUCGCUUCCAACAGAUCCCCGGCCAAAGCAUACCCACCACAAUCAUAUUGACCAUACAGCAGAAAGCCGGGAGAUAGAUGGGUUGAGCGUUGGUUGGGAUUACAGAGGUCAAUGCAAGAGGGCACUGACUUGGCUGGGUCGGGUGUAUUGAUGGUGUCGCAAGGAUUGGCCGUUGAGGUAAAGGCGGUUUCUGGUCACACGACGUCAGUCGCAGUGAGGGUCCGUCAGUGGAGAAGGAGGAGGAAAGAAAACAAUGAUUGACCUGGCAUGGAUGGGGGCAGGGAUUCAAGUCCUGCCUUGUCAGGCUCCCUGCGAGGUUGGGCAUUCCGAGAAUAGUGCAGUAGCAUACAGAGGAGCAACUCCACCUGGACUGAAUUCCACGACGAACCAACGACGAACGGCCAACAGGCAAUCGCCUACUGACAGCUUAUACACAUCAAAUUGAUGGAAGACGUGGAUGAUGGGACUGGGAGGAGGGAGGAAGUGAGUAAGUAGGGACUAGGUAGGCACGCCUGACAACGAUUGCCUUCGUGCCUUCCCUCCAAGCUUCAUGUCGAUGGCCUUCACAAGCUUGGCCCUCUUGGCAUUUCUGCCAUCAACUGCAUCAGUCCUGGACCAUCAACUUGCAUUGCAAACACAUCACCUUACCGAAUCGCCAACUCCACAGCCUACAAAACAGUGUAGCUGUUCUUGUCCAUGUAGAGAGCUGACUGUACCAUUUUUGGGGCUAACAGUACUGACUCACUGGCUAGCAUUCGCCCCCAGACUUCCCCACUCUCUCAAACCGGCCAUCUCUCUUCCUCCAGCUUCUCCCCAGGAUGGCUACCAACCACAUCCUUGUCAAGCAAACGCCGACGACUCAACGGAUGCCCUCUCCAAAAUAUCUCAGCUUCCAGCCUUAGGGGGGCCUUACUAUGGCGAUAGUCGUCCUGGCAAGCUCAACACCCUCGCCUUGAUACCUCCCUGGGACAUAAGCAUGAACGACAUACUCUGACAUGAUCGACGAGAUGGAGGAGUCCAAGGGGGUCUAAGGAUCUCGGCCAGUGAUGCAGCAUGUCGAUCUCCAGUCAGAAACGAUGGUUCAAUGCCCCAUUUAUGCUCGAUCAACCUCCUCUUGAUACCGAACAUUCACCAUGAGCUUCCCCUAUGCACACUGCCUGUGACCAGAGUGAUUCAACCAAUCGCCUUUGGAAACAUGCAUCAAAAGAUUGCCAUCUACCAGACUAGGACGGUAUAGACGAGGCAGACCCCAUCACAUGCAACUUCGAAAACCCCGAAGUACAUGGCUAAUACUCAUCCUCUAGCCCCUUUCAAUCUAUGGCCUCCGCAAUGCAUCCAAUCUCGCGUACCCACUGCAGACGGAUACUCUUUGUUACCGCUCAUUCUCCACACCAAGAGCCUGUCCCAUAGGUCCUGGUCUUGGCCUUGUUGAACAUUUUGGAGGGACAACAGCAGCAUCGGGCGCAUCUGUAAGACCAGUCGCUUCCGUGAUGUGAUACACCAACCUUGGUACAGUACUUGUUUGCUGACGCUCGAUGACUUCAUGCCGUGUCACUCUGCUGCGGCAUGGUCCCUCAUGCUGAUGCACUACUUCAUCCCAGCCUCGACCAGUUGCCUCUUUUGCGGGCUCAGCGGGUCCUUGGAGCAUUUGGUCGUCUUGAAACAUAGACAACCAUUGUCAUCGAACAGGGUUAGUACGCUACUGGCAUGCAUAAUGCUGUCGAUCAGGGUAUCAUCGCAACAAUCCCUGUCUCGACUGUCAUUAGGUCAGACGGAACUUGAAUUGGUCUGGUCUCCCGUCUACCCACUCGUUAUUACAGCCUCCUACCCCCUUCUACAAAAUAGGUCUUUGGGCACCCAUCGAAUCCCUGGACUUGGAGGUCUUGCUUGUUGAUUCAUCCCCUCAACUCACGUCGAGUUCACGCGACCAUGGCGACUUCGAAGGAUGGCAUUCAAGAAGGCCAGGACGUUCCAGAAAUUAGACGGCCUUCUGUCCUUCUCGACGUGGCUAAGAUCAAAGACAACAUUGCACAAUUGAAUGAAAACGUCAGUGGAGAGAUCAAAAAUCCUUUGGUCGGCAUUCCUCGCGAUCAACUCUUGCAAGAUGUCGAAGACUUUGCCAAGGACCACAAACUCGAAGAGGCUCUUCCCCUUCUCCGCAAAGGCGCCUUAGUUGCUCAAUCUCCCCACAAUUUCGAACAUAUUCCAGAACUGGAAGAAGAUGAACGUGUCGCCCUGCGCGAAGAGAUCACCCACAGGUGGAAGCAUCCACGACCUCUUUACUUCACCAUCUUCUUGAAUUCGAUUGCUGCCGCCAUCCAAGGUUGGGAUCAAACUGGUUCCAAUGGUGCAAAUUUGACCUUCCCGGUCGAUUUUGGUAUUCCAGACCAUGGAGAUGUAUGCGAAGCUGCCGGAAAUUGCGAGCGCAAUUCCUGGAUCGUCGGCUUUGUCAAUGCCAGCCCAUAUAUAGCCAUUGCAUUUUUUACCGCUUGGAUCUCCGACCCUAUCAAUCACUUUGUCGGACGUCGCGGAACCAUCUUCAUUGCUGCCAUUUUCUCUCUACUCGCUCCCAUCGGUUCAGGCUUUACCCAGAAAUGGGGCCAAUUGGUCGCAACUCGUGUUCUUCUUGGUAUCGGUAUGGGCUUGAAAGAGGUCACGGUGCCUGUUUAUUCGGCUGAAAACGCCCCGACGAGUAUUCGUGGUGGUCUCGUCAUGUCCUGGCAAGUAUGGACCGCCUUUGGUAUCUUCCUGGGCACGUGUGCGAAUUUGGCCGUCAAGGACACUGGUAGAAUUUCCUGGAGAUUGCAGCUCGGUUCGGCGUUUAUUCCGGCCAUUCCUUUGGUACUCGGAAUUUACUUUUGUCCAGAGUCACCACGUUGGCUUCUAAAGAAGAAACGAUAUGUUAAGGCGUACAAGUCUCUUUUGCGACUUCGCAAUACACCACUUCAGGCCGCCAGAGAUCUCUAUCUCAUUCACGCUCAGCUCCUCCAGGAAGAGCUUCUAGUAGAGGAAACUGGCGUUGCUGCCAAAGGAAACUUCUUUACUCGUUUUAUUGAGCUGUUCACCAUCCCGCGUAUUCGAAGAGCCACACAAGCAUCGGGUAUAGUCAUGAUCGGACAACAGAUGUGUGGUAUUAAUAUCAUCGCCUUCUACUCCUCCACGGUCUUUGCAGAAGCAGGUGCUAGUAUUACUGGAGCACUCUUGGCUAGCUGGGGGUUUGGUCUCGUCAACUUUAUCUUUGCCUGGCCAGCAGUCUGGACGAUUGACACCUUUGGGCGACGUGCAUUACUCCUCUUCACUUUCCCCAAUAUGUUUUGGACCCUGUUGGCAGCAGGGUUCUGCUUUUGGAUUCCUGAGGGCAAUAACGCUCGACUCGGUUUGAUUGCAACCUUUAUAUAUCUCUUCGACGCCUUCUACUCUCCUGGUGAAGGGCCUGUUCCCUUUACAUAUUCGGCCGAAGUGUUCCCUCUCUCACAUCGUGAGAUGGGCAUGUCUUGGGCCGUGGCGACCAACAAUUUCUGGGCAUCAGUCCUCUCCCUGACAUGGCCUCGUAUGCUUCGAGCCAUGAAACCCCAGGGCGCAUUCGGAUUCUAUGCAGCACUCAACAUCCUGGCACUGAUUAUGAUUUUCUUGUGGCUUCCAGAAACACGGCAGCGAUCUCUCGAAGAAUUGGAUUACGUCUUUGCGGUCCCGACUCGCACGCAUAUGAGGUAUCAACUCUUUACGGUUCUCCCGUACUGGGUCAGGACUCAGAUUCUCCGACGAAAAGGUCUUACUCCGCCACAGCUCUACAAGUUCAGCGACGAGAGAGAGGACCAUACUCCUGACCCAAUGACAGAUGAAGUCGAGGCCAAGAACGAGGAAAAAGAAGUCUAAGAACAAGUUGAUGGGUCUUGAUAUAUUCAGACGAGACGACGCACUUGCUAACAAUAAGACUGGAGCCAGUCUUGAUCAGAACCGAGAAGCAGCGCGUAACUCUAUCCAUCAGACUGGGUAGAGGGCAAGUGAGGAUCUAGCUAAUUGGGUUGACUUGACAUUAAGGAUCCGUAAUGACUCGAAAGUGUCUUUAGUAUGGUGAACUUUGAUCCAUACCUGAAAUUGUCUUCAGUAUCUCAACCACACCAGACUACUCAAAGAGAGAAAGAUAUCCCCAGACGAGAGUGUGUUGGUUGGUUGAUCCGUUCGUUCCAACAUAGUCGCAUACGACAAGC
This is a messenger RNA of Exophiala mesophila, 5070 nucleotides long. RefSeq lists its product as uncharacterized. Gene Ontology annotation, biological process: transmembrane transport. The record is from RefSeq and is a predicted model, not a curated record. The coding region runs from base 2789 to 4735 and encodes 648 amino acids. Gene Ontology annotation, molecular function: myo-inositol:proton symporter activity. Gene Ontology annotation, cellular component: membrane. The transcript has 6 exons. NCBI's taxonomy places the organism in Eukaryota, Fungi, Ascomycota, Eurotiomycetes, Chaetothyriales, Herpotrichiellaceae.